AUGGCCAGAGAGUCGAAGGCCAGCGCGGCCUUGGACGCCCACUCUGCGGAGGAGCGGCCGCGGCUCCUGACUGGGGUCCUGACCGUGAAGGUGGAGGAGGAGGACGCCCCCGCGCCGGCGGCAGAGGCGGGUGCGCCCGGCAGUCCGGCCCCCGGCCCCGAGCGCUCGCGCCGGCGCUUCCGGGGCUUCCGCUAUCCCGAGGCCGAGGGGCCCCGCGAGGCGCUGAGCCGGCUCCGGGAGCUCUGCCGUCAGUGGCUGCGGCCCGAGACGCACAGCAAGGAGCAGAUCGUGGAGCUGCUGGUGCUGGAGCAGUUCCUGACCAUCCUGCCCGAGGAGCUGCAGGCCCGGGUGCGGGAGCAGCACCCCGAGACCGGGGACGAGGUGGUGGUGCUCUUGGAGUAUUUGCAGAGGCAGCUGGAGGAGCCAGGGCCGCAGGUCCCAGGCGGUGACCAGAGGCAGCUACUCUGUUGCAAGAUGGCGGUGUUGACACCAGCUCAGAGGCCAUGGAGUACCCAGUUCCAGCCAAUGAAGCCUCUGCUCAAGCACGAAUCUCUGGGAUCCCAGGCCUCCGCAGAUAGAGUUCUCCAGGUUCCUGGGCUUGCCCUGGGAGGGCGCUGCCGACGAGACGCAGUGGUGGCUGCCAGGCUGCCCUCAGAGGCCCAGGGCUUGCUGAAAACGGAAGAUGUGGCCCUGGCUUUCUCCCCUGCAUGGACACAGCUGGAUUCACCUCGGGGGAGCUUCCACAGAGAUGAAAGGCAGGAGAACUGUGGCGGCCUGACCCCCCUGGGUGGUAACAUGCAGGCUGAGAUCACGGACCUGCCCCCAGAUGAGCAACAUCCAGGACAAGAGCCUGGGGAAAUACCGCGCCACUUGAGUGAAGACAUUGCCCGGAUUCCUGCCUGUCUAGAAGCUGGUGAACAGGAGGGCAGGUUACCGAGAAAGCAGAAAAAUGCCACAGGAAGUAGGCGGCACUACUGUCACGAAUGUGGAAAGAGUUUUGCUCAGAGCUCGGGCCUGACUAAACACAGGAGGAUCCACACUGGGGAGAAACCCUAUGAGUGUGAGGACUGCGGCAAGACCUUCAUCGGGAGCUCUGCCCUUGUCAUCCAUCAGAGAGUCCACACUGGGGAGAAGCCCUAUGAGUGUGAGGACUGCGGCAAGGUCUUCAGCCACAGCUCAAACCUUAUCAAACACCAGAGAACCCACACUGGGGAGAAGCCCUACGAGUGUGAAGACUGCGGGAAGACCUUCAGCCAGAGCUGCAGCCUCCUAGAACAUCACAGAAUCCACACGGGGGAGAAGCCCUACCCGUGCAGCAUGUGUGGUAAAGCUUUCAGGCGGAAUUCACACCUCCUGCGACACCAGAGGAUCCACGGCGAUAGAAAUGUGCAGGAUCCUGAACGUGGAGAGACCUGGGAGAGCCAGGGGAGGGUGGAAGGCCAGUGGGAAAACGUCGAGCCUCCCGUGUCUUAUAAAUGUAACGAGUGUGAGAGAAGUUUCACUCGGAACAGAAGCCUUAUCGAACACCAAAAAAUCCACACUGGUGAGAAACCCUAUCAGUGCGACACAUGUGGAAAAGGCUUCACGCGAACUUCAUACCUUGUUCAACAUCAGAGAAGCCACGUUGGAAAAAAGGUUCUAUCGCAGUGA
Messenger RNA from Odobenus rosmarus divergens (Pacific walrus), 1650 nucleotides. It is a transcript of the gene ZKSCAN4, whose product is annotated as zinc finger with KRAB and SCAN domains 4. NCBI's taxonomy places the organism in Eukaryota, Metazoa, Chordata, Mammalia, Carnivora, Odobenidae. The coding region runs from base 1 to 1650 and encodes 549 amino acids. Gene Ontology annotation, biological process: regulation of transcription by RNA polymerase II. The transcript is spliced from 5 exons. Gene Ontology annotation, molecular function: DNA-binding transcription factor activity, RNA polymerase II-specific; RNA polymerase II cis-regulatory region sequence-specific DNA binding. The record is from RefSeq and is a predicted model, not a curated record.